This is a messenger RNA of Saccostrea echinata, 1621 nucleotides long. RefSeq lists its product as uncharacterized. The transcript has a single exon. Bases 1 to 1620 code for a protein of 539 amino acids. The record is from RefSeq and is a predicted model, not a curated record. Gene Ontology annotation, molecular function: zinc ion binding; ubiquitin-protein transferase activity. Lineage: Eukaryota; Metazoa; Mollusca; Bivalvia; Ostreida; Ostreidae. Gene Ontology annotation, biological process: positive regulation of DNA-templated transcription. Gene Ontology annotation, cellular component: nucleoplasm; chromatin.
AUGACUACCGUCCAGGGACAAGAUGGAAUUUCGUGCAAUUUGUGUCCUAAUUCUGUGGAACAUUACUGCAAACCUUGUCAUAUUGACCUUUGCAACGUAUGUGUAUCCUCACACCUGGCCGACAAAUCAAGAGGACAUGAAGUUGUAGACUAUAAAUCACGAAAAAGAGACACACUUGUUCUUCCUAAUUGUACGACACACGACGAAAAUCAAUGUCCGACAUUCUGCAAAACCUGUGCAAUACCAGUUUGCCAUUAUUGUUUAAUGGGAUCUCACAAAAAUCAUGAUUUAAUUGGAUUAAAGCAUAUAAUUGAAAAUUGCAAGUCCCGAAUAAAAGCUGACACCCAAGAAUUGCGAAAACAUAUUGUUCCAAAAUUCACUAAAGUCGGAUCUUUCACACCUGCUGCUGAAUUUGAUAAAAUUCUUUCAAAAAUAAAGGACCAAGAAGAUAAAAUUUGUCAAGCUGUACAUCAAGAAGCUUUCCUAUUAAGAGAUGCAGUGACCAAACGAAGAAAGGAAGCUGAAGGGAUGAACGAAGAAAACAAAAAAAUGGCAGCAAAAACUCAAAAAGAACUCAAUGCAAUUAUUGAGGUAAAUGAAGGUAUCCUCAGAUCUAAUGACGUAACGGCUGUUAUAAACUACGAAUCAUUCGAAGGGAACCUACGAAAUGGUCCAGAGAUAUUCCGAUUUCAAUGUCCGAACUUUUCUCCCUAUCCAAUUGACCCAAAACAAAUUCGGAAAAUGUUUGGUUCGCUUUACUCCAGCAAUCUUCGCAGCAGGCAAUUUACGUUUUUAAAGUUCAUGGAAACUCCUACAGUACUGAAAACUCUCCAGAGUCCUUAUGGAGAGUCUAAAAAAAAGUUGUGGCAGGUGCAGUGUAUGGGGGAAAAUAUGAUCUUAACAAGCGGUCGUGUUAAAACAAUAAAUAUAAUAAACAAGAGUCAAUCUAUCCUAAAGGAAAUAAAAACUAAAAGUGAUGUUGCAGUAUUGUCAACUAACUUAGAUCAUGAACCAGUAUUCACAGGAGUCCCUGUGGAGGAUACAAAAGUUUAUGUUAAUAGAAAUGACAAAGUAGACAUACUUAUGGAUUUAGUUGAUUGGAGUCCUAGAGGUCUGUGCCAUAUCGGAGCAAGGGAUCUGCUGGUUAGCAUGCGCUCAAAGGAUCUGAGCCAAUCUAGAGUGGUGUGGUAUUCAGAAUUGAUACAGAAACAUGUGAUACAAUAUGACGGAAAGAAAAGGCCUUUGUUUUCUACUGGCUCUUGCUUUAUGCUUCGUCUUACUGAAAAUGGCAGUGGAGAUAUCUGUGUCGCCGAUUUCGCUGCAAAUGCGGUUGUAGUGGUGGAUGCGUCUGGAGGAUUAAGAUUCAAGUAUUAUGGCAAUCUCUCCCCGUCAUCCCAUUACAAGGAGUUUCAGCCAUCAGUAAUUGCUGCUAAUAUCAAUCACCAAAUCAUGGUAGGUGAUUUUGCGAACGAUAUAAUUCAUAUUAUAGAUCUUGAUGGAAAUUUCAUUCGUUACAUCAAAUGCCCAUGUUCUGCUGGACUAAGCAUUGACCGCGACGAGAAUCUCGUUAUUGGUGAAUAUUAUACCGGAAAAAUUCGAAUUGUUAAAUACCUGGAGUGAA